UGUGGCUUGUAAGUAUUAAACAAUUGUCGAAAUUUUGUUCGAAAUUGAAAAAAAGAGGCGGGAGAGUGGGCGAGUCGGCGAUGGUGGCGCGCUCUGCCGAAUGGCGCGGCAAUUUCGAAAUGGGCCAGAGAGGGGCGCGGCGGAGGGUUGCGCGAGGGAGGGGAAAACGAGGGUGUUCGGCGUGUUUUGGCCGGGACGCUUGCGUAUUCGCGAGGGCGGUGUCGGUGGUGGAAGGAAGGCAGCAGUAGCAGCAGCAGCAGCAGCAGCAACACCACCAGAGAAGCAGCAGCAGGACGUUUUUGAGGCUUCGUGCCUCACUUCCUUGCUCGCUCGCUCGCUCACUCGCACGCUAUUAUUUCUCGUCUCGUUCGUCGUUCUCGACGACGACGUGAUUCGUUUCCUCCAUUUUUAUCGUCGUCGUCGUCGUCGUCGUCGUUGUUGUCAUCGUCUCUUCGUUUACGUCGAAUCUACUUUUUCAUCGUCGUCAUUUAAAAAACCGAAUUUGUUACACACGUAAACAUAUAUUUAUAUGUAAUACGUAAUAUGGAUAUGUAUAUAUUAUAUAUAUAUAUUGUUUGAAAAAAAGGAUAGAGAUCAAAAGAAAGAUAAAAGGAAAUAACAAACAGGGGUAGUAGUGCCGGAGAGUUCUCGUUGUCGAUGUCGUCGCGUAUCGUCGCGUUUCGUGCACGUUCGUCGCUCGCGCCACACUCGAGAACGCGUCGUCGUCGUCGUCGUCGCGAGAAGGCCGCCUCUUCGUACGGUCUUCGGUGCGACACUCGACAGUCGUCUCGACGCCACGAACGAGCGCGCUUCUUAUUAUUCCUUCUUGCCGCUUCCUCCUACAAUUCUUCUAGCUUCUGUUACUCCACUGCCAUCACCGCUGUCGCAACAACCCUAACAACAGCAAUCGUCGACAACAACAGGAAAAUAGACUGAAGUUCUAGUAGUAAUAUUCAACGGAAAUAACAAUACAUUGCCCAAAAUCAACCGUGUCGACUACUACUACUACUAUCGUUCUCACAUUUCGAUUUAUUUCAUUAUUUAUUAUUCUCUUAUUAUUCAUUUUCAUCGCGUGACACACACGCGCGCGUGUCGAUGCACUCCUACUACUAUCAUAAUUACCACCACUACCACCACCACCACCACUACCACCACCUUCACCAUCAGCUGCCACCGUUGGAAGCUCGUUGCCGCGGCAGGAGGCAGCACAGCUCCACGCAAUACACCCUUCUACAUGGUGGAAUUUAAGGUUAUAAUCUCGACGUGUAUUAUUUUUACGCGUUGAUACGUCCACCUCGUCGUUUGGCUUCUUCUUCUUCUUCUUCUUACUGUUAUCGCCUACUACUACGUCGACAACGUCGUCAUCGUCAUCAUCGUCGUCGUCGUCGUCUUCGUCGUCGUCUUCGUCGUCGUCAUCGUGGACAUCACAUAGCGUAUCUGCGAGUAACCGUCCACUCACGGCUCUUUCAAACGACCUCACAGCAACACGGCUUAAGUUCGAGAACUGAGGGGUCAGGAGGGUAAGAAGGCGAGAAGAAAUGAGGUGGACGUGACACAAUGACAUGAUGAAGAGCCUGGUGGGGAUCAUGUGGAUAGUGUUGGUGCUCAUAUCAGGAUGCUCAGGAAAUCCAGACGCAAAGCGACUUUACGACGACCUCCUAUCGAAUUACAACAAAUUGGUACGUCCGGUGGUAAACGUCACGGAUGCCCUCACCGUCAAGAUCAAGCUCAAACUCUCGCAGCUCAUCGACGUGAACUUGAAGAAUCAGAUCAUGACAACGAAUCUUUGGGUCGAACAGUCAUGGUACGAUUACAAAUUAAAAUGGGAUCCGAAGGAGUACGGCGGAGUGGAAAUGUUGCACGUGCCAUCCGAUCAUAUAUGGAGACCCGAUAUAGUUUUAUACAACAAUGCCGACGGUAACUUCGAAGUAACAUUGGCCACCAAGGCAACGUUAAAUUACACGGGAAGAGUCGAAUGGAAACCACCGGCGAUUUACAAGUCUUCCUGCGAGAUCGACGUUGAAUAUUUUCCUUUCGACGAGCAAACCUGCGUUAUGAAAUUUGGAUCGUGGACCUACGACGGUUUCCAAAAACGAGAAAUUCUACACGUGCUGCGACGAGCCCUAUCUCGAUAUCACAUUUAACAUCACGAUGAGGCGGAAGACACUCUUCUACACGGUCAACCUCAUAAUACCAUGUAUGGGUAUAUCAUUUCUCACGGUACUUGUCUUCUAUCUGCCGAGUGACAGCGGCGAAAAGGUCAGCUUAUCUAUUUCGAUUCUACUAUCGUUGACUGUGUUCUUCCUUCUUUUGGCUGAAAUCAUCCCACCCACGUCGCUCGUUGUACCUCUUCUUGGUAAAUUCGUCCUUUUCACCAUGAUCUUAGAUACCUUCAGCAUAUGCAUCACAGUGGUAGUACUCAACGUUCACUUCCGUUCACCACAAACUCACGUGAUGGCACCAUGGGUCCGUCGUGUCUUUAUCCAUGUCUUACCAAGAUUACUCGUGAUGCGCAGGUAUAAUACGACUUCGAAGAGAACCGAUUACGAUUCCAGGCCGCAGUAUCCUAUAGAUAAACGUAGUAUAAGCGGACAACAUGGACAACGCGUGAUGGUUAGAACAUGCAACGGUCUUGAAUUAAGAGAUCCGUCUAUGUUCGUUGAAACUUCGGCUUCGGAGUUGGUUGAAUCCUCUGUUCUUUUUCCGAGUUUAGACUCGCAAGAUGAAUUACAUCCUCGAGAAUUAGAAGCGGUAAAUCUAGGAAGUGCGUGUCGUAUUCAUGGUUCACCUGCAACCACUGUGGCACCACCACCUCAGCUCCCAACGGAGGAAAGCGUUGAUGCACUUUGCAACACGCUUCAUCAUUGGCAUCACUGCCCAGAAUUGUACAAGGCCAUCGAAGGCAUUCGUUUUAUCGCCGAACACACGAAAAGAGAAGAGGACUCUACAAGAGUUAAAGAAGAUUGGAAAUACGUUGCCAUGGUGCUCGAUAGGCUAUUCUUGUGGAUUUUUACAUUAGCCGUGGUUGUCGGUACGGCUGGUAUAAUAUUACAAGCACCGACCUUGUAUGAUGAUCGCAUCCCAAUCGACGUACGACUCUCCGAGAUCGCCUCCACCACUGCCAAGCCACACAUCGUUCCGAGCCUCUGAGGGCCAAUUGCUAAUUUAACCCCUUUACCCUUUGCGUACACCUACGAACAAAAAAGACACACACCUAUUAUAAAACAGAACAAUGUGUUGUCAGAAGUAACGACUGAAAGACUGAAGUCUCGGUGAGUCUUCGACUUUUAUUAACGAUUAAUUCCUUAAGCUCGUACGCGUUUAAUCGUACAUAUAUAUGUUAACAUAUAUUUAAGAGCUUACGUGUACGACGAGCUAAGAGAGGAAUAGGAAA
This is a messenger RNA of Polistes canadensis, 3394 nucleotides long. It is a transcript of the gene nAChRa3, whose product is annotated as acetylcholine receptor subunit alpha-like. Gene Ontology annotation, molecular function: acetylcholine-gated monoatomic cation-selective channel activity; transmembrane signaling receptor activity. NCBI's taxonomy places the organism in Eukaryota, Metazoa, Arthropoda, Insecta, Hymenoptera, Vespidae. Gene Ontology annotation, biological process: signal transduction; monoatomic ion transmembrane transport; nervous system process. The record is from RefSeq and is a predicted model, not a curated record. Gene Ontology annotation, cellular component: postsynaptic membrane; neuron projection; synapse.